CUAUGCCUACUACAGACUCUCCAUAUCCUAUGCUGGUUCUGACUGGUCCUCAGGGCUGUGGGAAGAGAGAGCUGGCUCACAGACUGUGUCAGGAGCUGAACGAAUACUUUGCCCAUGGAACCAGUCACACCACUAGGGGGCCAUACUUCGGGGAGGAGGAUGGAAUUGAUUGCCAUUUUGUCAGUGAGGCAGAUUUUCAGAACAUGAUUCACAUGGGUAAGUUCAUCCAGACCAUGCAGUACGGAGGUCACAGCUACGGUCUGAGCAGAGAGGCCAUAGAGGAAGUAGCCAGGGAGGGACUGGCCUGCUGUGUGCAUAUGGAGCUGGAGGUGCAUGAUUGGGAAGAAGCCUACCAGUCACUGAGGCAGGUUGUGAAGGAGUACCUGUUGCUAGAGGAGCAGGAAGAAGGAGAGAACAACAACAGAGGAUCCCCUGACAACACCUCCAAUAGUCACGAGCCCGAGGAGAAGCUACCCUCACCGAGGUCUGGAUCCGGCGCAUGUGCAUCUCACUCUGCCACACCUAUUGACCCGUCAGAUCCAUCCUACAGGAACUAUUUUACCAAGAUCCAGGCAGAGCUCAGCCCUCAGAAGAACCCUGUUGAGCUAGCUUCCAUCAGGAGGCGAGAGCAUCUGGUGAGAGAGGCUAUGUUAGGGAAGAGUCCAGGGGUCUACAGCCAGCUCUUCAAAAGCUCUGCUCAAUCAGCACCUUCAUCCCUGCAGAAUCCUGAUUUGAAUGAGGCCAGCAGCUCUGAUGAGUCUUGUGCCAGUUCCGCGCUGACUGUGCCCGGUUCAGCCGGGGGCUUGAAUGAUUCAGUGGAGCCGCAAGACAUAUCUGUCCUGGGACACAACUUGGAAACACUCAAAGACCAAACUCCAGAAGCCACCCGUCCAGGCACAGAUCUGCUAGAUGUGGUCGUUUCUCCCUCCUCAGAUAAACGUCCUGGGUCCAACAACAAACCUAUCCUGCCACCAAUCCCUGCUGGGCGCAAGACCCCUGCAUCUCCAAGCCCGGCUACGUCCCCCAGACCCAGCCCACAGCCAGCAGGAGGGGAGGGCGGAGAUGUAGACCGGGAGGGAUAGCUCUUAAGGGUUCAGAUUAUCUGACAACUGACAAAGUUGUGAAUCUUAAAGUCUGAUAGGCUUCUCAAAGCAACUGCUUUAUGAAGGAUACAUUCAUUUAAAAUCAGAUGAAAUUAGAUCAAUCAAUAUAUGCAUUAUAGUCGUCAAACAAAUAUAAGCAUUCCUCUCAAAGGUCCGUACCUGCAAAAGUUAAAAGAGGGCCGCAAACCACACAUUUGUUGCUAUCUUUACACAAACUACACAGCGUGUGAUACAUGGCGAUACACACACUUGUGGCGUCAUCCUCUCAGCACUAGUCUUUUCCUGUGAGCUGUCACUCAUGCAACAGCACGUCUGGAUCUGCUGCACUUGCUUUAUACGAUGUAAAUGACGGUGUUAAUGACCAUAUAUAGAAGGGGACUUCAGUAUAAUUAUAGGCAAAGUUGUUAUUUUCCUCUUUCAAAUGACUAGUUUACAGGCCUUAAGGUAUGUAGCGUUGACAUAUAUUAUGAUUAGAGCUCAUACACCAUUAGUGUUUAUUAUUUACUAUUUAUUUUGUUUUCAAAAUAACAUGUUCCAUUCUUGACUAAAGGAUCUGGCUGUUUCUCUUGGAAAAGUGAAUGUGCACAAACUGCGUGGUGUCAUGUUUUAGGAAUGUAGCAUAAGCUUUCCUGACAGUGAAGUGGCAUUAUAUUUCCCCCUGUUUAGUAAUCUCAUGAAAUAGGGUUUGCCAUUGACAUCUGGAUACUGAUCUUUCAUAUGCAGCAUACAGCUCUUGUCACUGGAUGAUAAAUACAUAAUUAAUCUUUAUCUAUUCUAAUGGGAUUAUUUAUUCAACUGGAAAUGUGUUCAUAUGGAAGUUGUUGACAGGUAUUAA
This is a messenger RNA of Notothenia coriiceps (black rockcod), 1938 nucleotides long. Its product is annotated as leucine-rich repeat and guanylate kinase domain-containing protein-like. Gene Ontology annotation, molecular function: GMP kinase activity. Gene Ontology annotation, cellular component: cytosol. Bases 3 to 1082 code for a protein of 359 amino acids. The record is from RefSeq and is a predicted model, not a curated record. Lineage: Eukaryota; Metazoa; Chordata; Actinopteri; Perciformes; Nototheniidae. The transcript is spliced from 9 exons.